Molecule: messenger RNA, 297 nt
Organism: Rangifer tarandus platyrhynchus (Svalbard reindeer)
Lineage: Eukaryota; Metazoa; Chordata; Mammalia; Artiodactyla; Cervidae
Source: the annotation of a GenBank genome assembly
AUGAGCGGCGCCCUUAGAGAGGGCGGCCACGUGGACGCGGCCAGAUGCGCAGAGCGGCUGGGCUGUCUGCCCGCCGAGGGCGGCGCAGACGGAGCCGACUCUGCUGGUACCCUGAGGUCAAACCUCCAGCCUCCGGAACCCUCCCAGCGUGCGGUGUUCUGUUACAGCACCCAGGUCCUCCAGGCCACCUUCCCUGCUGCCGAGCGAGGCAGUCCCCUUUCAGCCGUGGCUCUGAACCACCGAGACGGCAAGUCCUGCUCUAAUGAAAUUGAGUUGCUCCACCUUCCCGCUGCUUGA